AGUCUCUUGCAGCUAUCAAGUGAAGCCCUCGGUGCAUGCAGUUUGAACCUGACCAUCUGAAAGAGGACAGGAAACCCCCCCCACUCCCAGAUCAGAGGACAUUGAUACCCUCCCGUCCAUCGUUUGAUGGACUCCACGAAGACCAACCCCACGCCGCUGCCUGGGGGCAUUCAGAAAGGCCGUCAGCGAACCAUCACUGCAUGCCUGACAUGUCGUCGUCGGAAAGUCAAGUGCGACCAUGUGCAGCCAGUCUGUUCCCCAUGUCAGCGAGGCAAUCGAGUUUGCACAUACGUGAAUCCUCAAGUGUCGUCGCAGGCGCAGCCCCACUCGACGGCCAACCGUGUGUCGCGAUCUAAUCUGCGCUCCGGCCAAGAUGAGAUCAGAAGCCGUUUGGAGAGGUUGGAAAAGCUGCUGGAAAGGGCGAUCGAGGGCGGUGUUAAUGCUAACGCCCCACCGCCGACGGAUGCGCAGGCUUCUGGUCCCGACGCGUCGCAGGAUGGAGAGCAAAAAGGUGUCGCUAGCAUUGCGAUGCCAGACCGUGGGAACGAAACUUUGUCUGCUGAUGGAUACGAUGGUGCCUUGCUACUAGAACCGGAAAGCGGCCAGUCACGGUGGGUCUCAUCCCUGCACUACGCGCUGCUCGCGGACGAGAUUCACGAUGUGAAAAUGUUACUCGGGGACCAGGCUCGGAGCGUUCCUGGGGAAAGCCCAUCCUCCGAACGGGAUACCACUCCAUUUCCGUUUUCCAACACCGGCGUUGACAGCCUUACGCCUUGGCUCCCCAGAUCCGCAGAGGAUUGCUUUGAAUAUCUAAAGAUAUUCUUCUCCAAUGUUGAUCCGAUGACACGUCUGGUGCACAAACCUUCUCUCCGACGACGCAUUGCGCUUUACGUCAACCAAACAUACGCCAUGAACCAGGACGCGGGCGAAGAAAGUGAAGAAUCUGUGCCGGACCCCUCGAUCCACUCAUUUGAGCCCUUGGCCUUGGCUGUUUUCUAUUCAGCUGUCAACAGCCUGCCACCAGAAACCGUACUCGCGCAAUUUUCUGCAGACAAGGAAACGCUGCUGGCUCAGUUCCAAAGGGGAGUGGAGCUAGGACUUGGGAGGGAGGGCUUUUUGACAACCCCGAACAUCGAAGUCCUGCAAGCGUUUGUUUUGCUUUUGACCUGCCAGUCACGAGAAGAUGACAUGUCAAGAACAUGGACUCUACUUGGUCUUGCUGUUAGAAUGGCACUCUCGCAAGGCCUUCACAGGGAACCUUCUUUAUUCCCUUCAAAAAACAUGGAUGUCGUUCAGGUGGAGAUUCGCCGGCGAUUAUGGCAUCAAAUAUGUCAUCUCGACUUCAGGUCAGCUGAAGCCAGAGGGCAGGAGCCAACCAUCGCCGACGAAGAUUACACAACUCUGUUACCCAGGAAUAUUGACGAUGAAGAGCUUGUCGAAGGAGCACACCUCACUACCGAUACGUAUUCGCCACCGGGAUUUACAGACAUGACGGGACACCUCAUUCGAUUAAACGGAAUCCACUGCUUCAGGAGAAUUGUGCGAAGUACUUACCGCCUAGAACGACGGCUAAAGUCUUCGGCCGUUCAAGGAAAUCCCAGCUUGUAUCCAAUUGCGGAGCUCCAGGCCCUUUUCAUCGAAGUCCGUAAUAUGGUGGGCGACAUGGCCUCGCACAUUGAAACCGAAUAUCUGCAGUUCUGCGACGCCAAUAUACCAAUGCAGCGCCUUGCGCUUGGACUUUCGGCUGUAAUUGAAUGGAGGUGCUGGUCAAUCUUCUGGCUACGCACCCCGAAACAAUACCGUGAGGCGGUGGUCACCCCAGAUAUCCGACAAACCGUAUUGGAAAAAUCUGUAAGCUUGAUGGAAAGCAUGAAUAUGAUUCCGGACGACAAAGACGCUCAAAGAUUUCAAUGGCAUAUCGGAGGUCACUCCUGCUUCCAGGCAAUAAUGCAUAUCGUGUCUGAGUUAGAAACACCAGAGUUCCAGGCGGCUGAUCACAGUAUCCUUCGCUCUCGUGCCCUGACCGUCCUGCGUGAUACAAUGAACAUGAAGGGACGUGAAAUGAGCUCGAUAUGGAAUGUUAUCAACCGGAUAAUCUCAAAUUGUUUGGCCAAGAACUCUCAACAAACAUUCCCUUUGACACCAUAUUCGGCUCUCUUCCCUCCUAACGGAAUAAUACCCGACAUCAGCACAACAGCAACCAUGGCAGCCCCUCAGACAUUUGCAGAGACGCCUGCAGCACAAGGGAGCUCGGUGAUAGGUGCCCCAUUGCCCGAUAUUGGUGACCUAGGAAACCUCGAUAUGCAGGAUGUAUCCAUGUCAUUUGACUGGGGAUUUUGGAACUUUGAUCCCACUGAUAUUAACUCAUAUUAGUGUCUUGCUGGACGCUUGCGAAAGUUACUUCUAUUGGUAAUUCAAAUUGUGUCUAACGAUUGAUAAGAAAGAUAGGCCUCCACAUCUUGGUUGUGGACUGUCGACCAGGGAAGCCGCCAUCAACGUGAUACCAUUUCAUAGAACAACGAAAAACAAUGGAAUGCAUCAAAAAAGAAAAGUUUCACUCAAACGAAGGACUCUGCGCCUCAUACGCUGUAUACCCGGGGACUAUAAUACAUGGUCAUAUAAACGCCUUUCUGCUUCUUAUAGGAAAAUGACAGUGUUCCUAGGCCUUUUGUUCAGGGGAACGGGAGAACUUACAACAAAUCUUCAAGAUCUUUGGAAUAUCCUCGCUCCAGUUGAUUCCAUCCCAGCUUUCCAAAGAAUUUCUGCAGUCUCCCAGCGAUCUGUAUAUCAUUUUCACAAUAAUGUCUGACAGGAAGAUACACCUUGGGUUCCGGGAACCAUUUGCCCGGCCGCAGCUCGAAAUUGAAGAUUGUUCCCGCUGUCCGGUGGUCGUUCUGUGGCAGGUCUGCAUUUUCGUCCGCGACGUCAAAUAUUGUUCUCCACAGCUCGUCCAGCAGCUUUACGGCUUCGGUGGUGUUCUCGUCUAUCAAGCGACCCCCAAGGCAAUAUGCCUCUUUUACCUCCCGCAGCGCGGUGUGAGGGAUGCGUACAUAUAUCUUGAUUCGAGACUCAGCUUCAUCCACACAAUCCACGCUGAUCAUCUCUGCCUUAGCUGCUCCAUUCAAGCUCGCCAUCCACGCCUCAAGCACGGAUAAAGCUGUAAUCGCUUGAGGACCCCAGAGACUGCUUUUUUGUGCCAGCCGCAGAAUCGAGUCCGAAAUCACUUUCGUUGUGCUCUGUCCAGUGAUCAUCGCCUUCAAAAUGGGAAAGAAAUAGGCUUUGCUGGUCACGCCACCGGCGUCCAAGUCGAAUGCAAGGAAGCUUUGUGUGGUGUGUUCGCCGCUUGGAAGUUUGUCUCGGAAUUGAGGGUGUACAUCGGGGGACACGAAAAGCUCGGCACGGAAAUGUUCGAACAUGGACAAAUUCGCACCGACUUCUGAUGCGGCAUACGAGUGCAUGAACCGCAUGACCGCGGCUUGGUUGAAUGGAUCUGCGGCCGAGCCUGCAUCGAAACCGACAGGCUCAACACCAAGUCGAAUUGUACUUUGGGACUCGGCAUUUCCAUUCACAUUCCAACUGGGCUCGAGUGGGGAGAAGUCGUCAGUCAGGAAAGAUCGCCAGGGUGCGUUGGCCGGAGACGGCUGGACAGAGUUCUCGAGCGGCGGGCGUGGGCCAAGUAGGGGUAAAAUGUGGGUGUGAUAAAGAAGCAGGUACUUGUAAUGGGUAUACAAGGGAUAAUCUGCCUUCGAAAGGAGCUUGCUCAUCAACGGACCAGUUUCUCGCCACCAGAAUGCCGUGGAAGAAGUGGGAGCAGGCAGUGGAAGGGCCGUCGUGAGUACGUCGUAUGGAGUGAAAAAAGCAAGCGACAAACUGUCUCUCGUGUCGGUGUCACCAUUCGUCAACUUCUUCUGCAUC
Aspergillus melleus is the source of this 3915-nucleotide messenger RNA. It is a transcript of the gene hasF, whose product is annotated as Zn(II)2Cys6 domain-containing transcription factor hasF. Gene Ontology annotation, biological process: regulation of DNA-templated transcription; DNA-templated transcription. Bases 127 to 2373 code for a protein of 748 amino acids. Gene Ontology annotation, molecular function: DNA binding; DNA-binding transcription factor activity, RNA polymerase II-specific; zinc ion binding. NCBI's taxonomy places the organism in Eukaryota, Fungi, Ascomycota, Eurotiomycetes, Eurotiales, Aspergillaceae. The transcript has 6 exons. The record is from RefSeq and is a predicted model, not a curated record.